AUGUAUGAUGAAUCUAGUGACAUGGCAGAAAAAAGAGGUUUCAUCGAUGAUACCUAUAGGAGGAAACGUCCACAUGACGGUAAACCCAUUACGAUGAUCGAAAGUUCGCCAAACGGCGAAUUUAUUGUUACAUAUAGUGAAAAAGAUAAUACGGUUGUCGGGUGGAAUGUUGGCAAUGAAGUAGGCAUUCUUGAGCCAAUCAAAGACAAGGAAGAUGAUUCGCACAUUAUACACAUUGAACACAACAAAGAGAAAAAGAUCGUUCGCAUGUGUGUCUCCAAUGAAAAGAUACUAGCGUAUAGCAACGUUGAAUACGGUUUACGUGUUAGUACUGAACUGAAAUCGGAAAAGGAAGGUAUACACGAAUAUUUGAAAAUUGUUGAUAUGGAUAAGAAUAAAAAAAAAGAGUUGUAUUUUAAAUAUUUUUUGGAUCUAUUUUAUUGCAGCUUUAACUCGAAGGAAGAAUUUAUUUUGUAUGGUGUUGAUGGUGAUAUUGACGAACAUAAUAUUAUCUGGGUCUAUUCAACGAAUGGAAACAGAUGGAAGUGUAAAAAGAUUUAUACGGUACCUAAAAUAUCAGAAUUAAUUAGCAUAUCAAAAUUUAACAAAAUUUGGCUACGCUCAGUUGAGCAUAUAAAUGAAUGGAAUAUUAAGUCUAAAGAAACUACGAUUAUCUCAACAAUCACACGCGGGAUUAAAACGCGAGAUAUUAGAAUUUCUGAUUAUGAUAAAUAUACUUGUAUAAAAAUAAUGAAUAAAGUCAUUGUUUAUUCAAAUGAUAUGGGGAUUCCUAUUCCUAUCGCGUCGCUGGACUUAAAUGAUGAGUCAAAACUGUAUAAGUUUAUGAAAAAUACCCCAGAAUUAAAUUGUUUGCUGUUGACUUUAAUUGAUCAUAAAUCGAACAAGAAAAUAUUGGAUUAUAUUACCACGCGCUGUCGGAAGAUUUGUAUAGAUCAAUUAAAUAAUAGUACCCUAUCAACAAAUGAAUACGUGGACGAAGAUUUGCCAAACUUUCCUUGCAUAUUUUAUCGUGAAUCAAAAGAUAAUGUUGAAUCAAAAGACACGGUUGAAUCAGAAGUCAUGGUUGAAUCAAAGAGCUACAUUUUUUUAGUUGUAGAAGGGUAUGUUUGGAAAUUUCAAUUUGACAAGAUUGUUACCGAUUUUUUAUUAGAGAUAAAAACAAAUGCUUAUGAUGAUGUGUUCGCAGAAAGUUGGAUGACAUAUUUUGAUCGUGAUGAUAGACACGAUAAAUUUGAAAAUCCAUUUAUUCAAGAUUUGAAUAUUGACAAAAAUGAAUUGCUUAGAGAAGGACAAAUACCUAAAAAAACUAUAAACCAUAAAUUUGAUGAUAAGGAUAUUAGAUUAGAAAUUUUCACCCUUAAAGAAUUUAUUGGAUUGCGCGUUAUUAACGUUAAAAAUGAUGAAAUUAUUUGCGAGCUAUCCAACAAGACCAAAUAUGAAAAAGAAGUAUUAGUGGUUGAAGAAAUUAAAAUAUUUAAAAACAAACACAUUGUCUUAUCAACAAACAUUGGCGUUUUUAUUUUCUAUCUAGAAAAAAACAAAUUAUCAUUGGAUUAUUUUCAAUACAUACACCAUCAACUGAAGAAACAAGUUAAACUCAAACGGUUGCAAAAUUUUAUGUUCUUCAAUACCCUUGUUGAUAAUAAAGAAUUUCCGAUUGAUGGAUGGGUUUCAUAUGUGAAUAAUGAUCGAGAAAAUUUUUUAAAAUAUGGAGCGGCUUUAUUAAUUUUUGCAAUUGAUGUGCAUGAUUUAAAAUUAGUUGAUGAUAUUUAUAAAAAAUGUUUGGAUUGUUUUAAACAAGAUUUAGAAAAUAAUAAGGCGUUUUUAACCGUCAUUAAUACUUCAAUGCCAUUUUUAAAGAAAAGUUAUCCUGAAUAUCUUUUAAGUUAUUAUUACGCUAAUGUCGAUGAAUCACGUAGAAAGGUUAAUGAGUUAAUUAAGAAUGAUGAAUGGAGACCCGAAGAAUUCCCAGAGAUGAAGAAAAACUUGUUAAAAAUCCUAGAUGUUCAAUAG
Messenger RNA from Funneliformis geosporum, 2034 nucleotides. Lineage: Eukaryota; Fungi; Glomeromycota; Glomeromycetes; Glomerales; Glomeraceae. The record is from the annotation of a GenBank genome assembly.